AUGAACAUCUCGUCUAUGCUAUCUAGUGAUAGUACUGCAACACCAGCGAAGCAGGAACAGUUAUCAAUGAUACAACUGCAACCACCUCAUAACAACGGAUCUGUUCAUGAAAUACACACUAAUGGUACGGUACAAGAUUACCACCAGAACCAAAAUUUACCUGGCCAUAGCCAGCAGAGUUUUGGGCAGGCACAGCUGGUGCAGCCAAUAGAAACAGCCCAGAACGGCAAUGGCAAACACUUGGGUCUAACCCACCACAAGCCCUUACCCACCUUAUCUAAAGAGAAUUCAAUAGUGUCUGGUAUUUUACCACCAGUUAACACGUUGGAAGAAUUUUCCGAUUUCAUACCGCAAAUUGACCCGCAAUACAAGUCGAAAUUUGAAACCAACAUCAACGUCAUCAAUCAGUUGGAUAAGUACCAGAGAUUGAGUCAUGAUUUGAAGUUACUAAAAUUUGAUGAAGCCAAGUUGAAUAAUUACUUGGUAAAUACCCAUCAAUUUGCGGCAAACUACAUUGAUCGAGUUGUUGCCGAAGAUAUUUCAUCGAGGGCUAACAAAAUUAGUGAUACAAACAAGAAUAAAGAAUUAGUAUUUAUAGACUAUACAAAGCCAUUGCAUCACAACAGCACCAGAGGGAAAGAAUAUAAAUGGGGCUCUACAAGAGAAAUACACAAGGUUGAACACAAAUCGAGAAGAAAGAAACCAGCAGAGGAACCAUUUACAGCUAAUGGGGCUGCAAACCAUAAUGAAAACAGUGGCAAUGCAGUCACACCAAUGAAUGGUACUUCUGGACCUGUUCCUAUUAAGCCAAAGUCUGCAGUACCACAAGAGAUUGUAGAUUUAAAUGUUAGGCGAAGCAGUCGUCCGAAAGCUAAAAGAAAGACAUAUGACGAUGAGGGUGGAGAGUUUGACGAGGAUUCGAUUUUGGAUGAAGAUGAAUCGGAAGAGAGAACCACACCACAGCCAGGAGGCGAUGUCAAGAGAUUGAAAGUGGAGCAGGACGGCAAAGCGAAACCAGCUCAAACUUCUAGCGUGACUUCAAAAGAGCACAAGGCAUUCAUGAGACAAUAUGAUACUACUUAUGUCGCCAUAUGGAAGGAUAUGUCACGAAAGGAUGGACCGAAAGUAAGCAGGCUCAUGCAACAAUCGACUCAAGCUAAACUAAUCAACUUGAAAAAGACAUGCAUAUUAGCUGCCAGGGAGGCCAAGAGGUGGCAGUUGAGAAACACCAAGAAUCAAAAGGAUUUAACUACGAAAGCCAGGAGAGCAAUGAGAGAGAUGUUCAACUUCUGGAAACGUAACGAGAGAAUUGAAAGGGAAUUGAAAAAGAAACACGAGAAGGAGUUGGUUGAUAAGGCCAAGAAGGAAGAAGAGGAUCGUGAAGCUAAACGUCAAUCGAGAAAGUUGAAUUUCUUGAUUACUCAAACUGAGUUGUACUCGCAUUUCAUUGGCAAGAAAAUCAAGACUGAUGAAAUUGAAGGCAGUGAUUCUGAUCCAAGGAUUAAAGCACAAUCAAAAGAACAUUUGGAUAAAUUUUCCAAUGUUGAUGCAGCUAAUAAUGAUAUUCUGACAUUGGAUUUCGAUAAUGACGAUGAAGAUGCAUUGCACAGGGCAGCAGCACAAAAUGCACAAAAUGCAUUGGUUAGUGCCCAGAAUAAGGCCAAACAAUUUGAUGACUCCGAUCCAUUCAAGAAUCCAGACACCAACGGAGAGGAGAUGAACUUUCAAAACCCAACGUUACUUGGUGAUAUUAGUAUCGAGCAACCAGAUAUGUUGAAAUGUACAUUAAAGGAAUAUCAAAUCAAGGGAUUGAAUUGGUUGGCAAAUUUAUACGAGCAAGGUAUUAAUGGUAUCUUGGCAGACGAGAUGGGUUUAGGUAAGACAGUGCAAAGUAUAUCCGUGUUGGCAUACUUGGCAGAGACACACAAUAUCUGGGGCCCGUAUUUGGUUGUCACACCCUCAUCGACAUUACACAACUGGCAACAAGAAAUCUCCAAGUUUGUACCCGAGUUUAAAGUUUUGCCUUACUGGGGUCAUGCAAAAGAUCGUAAGGUUUUGCGUAAAUUCUGGGAUAGAAAAUCAUUAAGGUAUGACAAGGAUGCGCCAUUCCAUGUCUUGGUUACAUCCUACCAAUUGAUUGUAUCCGACAUUGCUUAUUUCCAAAAGAUGAAGUGGCAGUAUAUGAUUCUUGAUGAGGCACAAGCUAUCAAAUCAUCUCAAUCGUCGAGAUGGAAAUCACUUUUGUCAUUGAGUUGUCGUAACAGAUUAUUGUUGACAGGUACUCCGAUUCAAAAUUCUAUGCAAGAAUUGUGGGCAUUAUUGCAUUUCAUUAUGCCGACGUUAUUUGAUUCACACGACGAAUUUAGUGAUUGGUUUUCCAAAGAUAUUGAAAGUCAUGCACAAUCAAACACUGGAUUAGAUGAACAACAAUUGAGGAGAUUGCAUAUGAUUUUGAAACCAUUUAUGUUGAGACGUAUCAAGAAGAAUGUGCAAAGUGAAUUGGGCGAUAAAGUGGAGAUUGAUUUAUUCUGUGAUUUAACAAAUAGACAGAAGAAAUAUUACCAAAUGUUGAAAUCACAAAUUUCUAUAAUGGAUCUAUUGGAUGCAGCAAAUUCAAGCUCAGAGGACUCAACCUCAUUGGUUAACUUAGUGAUGCAAUUUAGAAAAGUUUGUAAUCAUCCUGAUUUAUUUGAAAGAGCCGAUGUAAAGUCGCCGUUUUCAUUUGCAAAAUUUGCCGAAACCAGCUCGUUCUUGAGAGAAGGUAAUGAUUUGGAGUAUAGUUAUUCGACAGAAAAUGAGAUUAACUUUGAGUUACCUAGGUUGAUAUAUGAUGAGUUGUUGACGCCCAAUUACAAAAAGAAUACCUUGAAUUCAUUGUAUGAAAAGUUUAAUAUCUAUAGCCCUGAAAAUGCCAGGGAUUUGGAAUGGGUCGAUAACAUUGAUACGCCAUUAAGUGAGAUACAAACUAUUGCUAAAUCCAGUGUUAUUGACCGGGCGAUUGACUUGCACAAGUACACCAAUGGGUCAAAACUCGAUAAAGUCAACUACCUUUACGAAGGGGAGCAUAUUCCAUCCCACUCCAAAUUAUUAAUUGCCAACAAUUUGAAUCACAAUACGUCUCAAGUUGCCAAUUCACUCGUCUUAUCUGAACUUUGCUCCGUUUCCAAUACUGUUUAUGAUGACAUGUACUUGAACCGAUUAGAUCCAGCAUACACACCAAUAGCAUCAGCUCCACCAGUGACAGUAGCGUGUCCAUCAAUAAAUUUUGAAACCAAGUAUAAGCAAGAGUUAUUCAACUCUCACUUGCGGUCAUCACUAGCACCAAUGUCAUUAAAUGAAGAGUACCGGUACAUGCAAGACCAAAUCCCCAUUGAUUCAUACCCGCCAACUAAUAUGUUGCCCGAUUCAAUCAACAAAUUUAACGAUUACUCCAACAUUCGCAUGCCAUCGAUGGAUCGAUUUAUAACCGAAUCGGGUAAAUUGGCCAAAUUGGAUGAAUUAUUGGUCAAUUUGAAACAACACGACCAUCGAGUGCUUAUCUAUUUCCAAAUGACCAAAAUGAUGGAUUUAAUGGAAGAGUAUCUUACAUAUCGUCAACAUAAAUAUAUUCGACUUGACGGUUCGUCAAAAUUGGAUGAUCGAAGAGACUUGGUUCACGAUUGGCAAACCAAGCCCGAAAUCUUUGUGUUUUUACUAAGUACUAGGGCUGGUGGGUUAGGUAUCAAUUUAACUGCGGCUGAUACCGUCGUAUUUUAUGAUUCCGACUGGAACCCGACUAUUGAUUCGCAAGCCAUGGACCGUGCUCACAGGUUGGGCCAAACGCGUCAAGUUACCGUGUAUCGAUUGCUAACGAGAAAUACCAUUGAGGAAAGAAUGAGAGAUCGGGCUAAACAAAAGGAACAAGUGCAGCAGGUUGUUAUGGAGGGUAAAACUAGUAGUAAAGAAGAAACUAAAAACUCAAGAAAGGAUGCCGCAUUCUUGUUGCUUGGCGACGAUAAUAAUGAUGAAGGGUCGAAUAAUUGA
Messenger RNA from Lodderomyces margitis, 4023 nucleotides. Its product is annotated as chromatin-remodeling ATPase. The transcript has a single exon. Gene Ontology annotation, molecular function: histone binding; DNA binding; ATP hydrolysis activity. Bases 1 to 4023 code for a protein of 1340 amino acids. Gene Ontology annotation, biological process: DNA repair. The record is from RefSeq and is a predicted model, not a curated record. Gene Ontology annotation, cellular component: Ino80 complex. Lineage: Eukaryota; Fungi; Ascomycota; Pichiomycetes; Serinales; Debaryomycetaceae.